AAAAAAAAUUAUGUUUCUCGUGCCUUGGAUCAUCUCAUAUGUUAAAUGCGUGCCAGUCUAAGUCAUCGUGUCAUAUUUGUGGAAAGCGUCACCACACAAUGCUACAUUUUAAUCAAGCCAAUAAUGACUCAAUAACGUCUCCUGUACAAUCAAGUGAAACUUCAUCGGACACACCAUCUACAUCUAACACUAAUACAAAAUUCGCAGGUACAGCGCGUACCAAUACAACUGUCGUACUAGGCACCGCUCGCGUUCGCGUAAGUGACCGUUUCGGGCAAAUUCACGUCGUACGCGUAUUACUCGAUAGUGGUUCACAAGUGUCCGCUAUUACGACCGAAUGUUUUUCACGGCUCAGUUUAACACAACGAAAAUGUGCAACAAAUAUAGUCGGCUUAUCUCAAGAGUCAGUCGCUAAGGUCGAAGGUAUGACUGAUUGUCGAUUUAGUCCGCAUUUCAAUACCGGCCCAUUGUUUGUUUGUCGCGACAUGAUAAUAAUUUCGACUAUUACAUCGCCUAUGCCGUCUAUUGUAUUACCACCCGUGGUACGUGAACAAUACCGGCACUUACAAUUGGCUGACCCGUCAUUUGAUACACCGUCACAUAUAGACAUUUUAUUAGGUGGUGAUAUAUUUCCUCAAAUAGUACGUUCUCAAGGUGACGUUAUUCAUACUCUUGGUUUUCCGUCUGCAUUGGAUACUCUGCUCGGGUGGAUUAUUGUAGGUACAGUCAGUCAGCCACAACAGACAUCGCUAGUUUCGCUGUCCGUAUGCUCGUCACCAUCUAUUGAUUCUCUUAUGCAAAAAUUAUGGUCCGUUGAAGAACCCGUCGCGCCAGAACACCCGACUACUGAAAAUGAACAAUGUGAACGUUGGUUUGCUAAAACGACUACACGCGAAACCUCGGGGAGAUUUUGCGUUGCCUUACCAUUUCGUCAACAAGUACUUAUGCACAGUGAUGAUGACAUUUCACACACCACUAAUGUUUCUUAUACAUUUGGGCUUGGUGAUUCGCGGUCAAUUGCUCUUAAACGAUUAUUAAAUUUAGAACGUCGUCUUAUCAAAGAUUCGAAGCUGUAUGACGCUUAUCGUUCGUUUAUGCACGAAUAUCUAUCGCNCUCUAAGCU
Daktulosphaira vitifoliae (grape phylloxera) is the source of this 1123-nucleotide messenger RNA. RefSeq lists its product as uncharacterized. Gene Ontology annotation, biological process: proteolysis. NCBI's taxonomy places the organism in Eukaryota, Metazoa, Arthropoda, Insecta, Hemiptera, Phylloxeridae. The record is from RefSeq and is a predicted model, not a curated record. The annotation marks the transcript as partial. Gene Ontology annotation, molecular function: aspartic-type endopeptidase activity. The transcript is spliced from 2 exons.